Entamoeba invadens IP1 is the source of this 696-nucleotide messenger RNA. RefSeq lists its product as hypothetical. Bases 1 to 696 code for a protein of 231 amino acids. Gene Ontology annotation, biological process: response to hydrogen peroxide. Gene Ontology annotation, molecular function: peroxidase activity; hydroxylamine reductase activity. The record is from RefSeq and is a predicted model, not a curated record. NCBI's taxonomy places the organism in Eukaryota, Evosea, Mastigamoebida, Endamoebidae. The transcript has a single exon.
AUGAAAAAGAUGUUUUGCAACCAAUGCGAACAAACGGCCCGAGGUACUGGAUGUACUGUAUGUGGUGUCUGUAGUAAAGAAGCAGUUGUAGCCAACACCAUGAAUGUAUUAAUCUACACUCUUCGCCAGAACGCACUAGUAGCUUUAAAAGCUCGAGAGGAAGGUAUCAUCGAUGAUAGCUAUGACAUUCUCACAUCAAAUCUUCUUUUUUCCACUUUAACGAAUGUGAACUUCGAUGAAAAGCGUCUAGUCGAAUACACGAAAGAGGCAAUAGAAGCUCGUAAGAACUUAAUAUCCAAAAUGAAGCCACAAGCAUCACGAAAUGAAUUAGAGUCUGCUAGGGAGAUCGAAGACUGUGAAAAGUACAUCAAAGAGAAUUUGGACAAGAAGCACCCCAAUCAACUGAAUGACGACAAAGACAUUCAAAGUUUGAUGCAAGCGAUUUUAUUUGGGUUAAAGGGAGUCUGUGCGUAUAUCUCACACGCCUAUUUAUUAGGCGAGAAGAACACUGAAAUCAACACUUUCAUACACCAAGCCUUGGCCGCUGGCUUUGAUAACAAAGAACGUGACUUAAAAGCUUGGAUUGACUUGGUGAAAGAGACUGGAAAAUGGAAUUUCGAGACUUUAAAAUUGUUAGAUAAAGCCAAUUGCACUUUAGGCAAUCCAACACCAACUUCCGUCUCAUUAGAAAGGUAA